Messenger RNA from Pteropus alecto (black flying fox), 1387 nucleotides. It is a transcript of the gene EIF3M, whose product is annotated as eukaryotic translation initiation factor 3 subunit M. The record is from RefSeq and is a predicted model, not a curated record. Lineage: Eukaryota; Metazoa; Chordata; Mammalia; Chiroptera; Pteropodidae. Gene Ontology annotation, molecular function: translation initiation factor activity. Bases 115 to 1311 code for a protein of 398 amino acids. The transcript is spliced from 11 exons. Gene Ontology annotation, biological process: cytoplasmic translational initiation. Gene Ontology annotation, cellular component: cytoplasm; eukaryotic translation initiation factor 3 complex.
GGCCCUGCGCAAGGUGACCCGGAAACGGUUGUGAGGCGCCACCAAGAGUGCCAGCUCCCUUUUCCGGUCGGCGUGGUUUGCGAGUGGAGCGUCCGUUGCGCCCGGGCCUUCACCAUGAGCGUCCCGGCCUUUAUCGACAUCAGUGAGGAAGAUCAGGCUGCUGAACUUCGAGCUUAUCUGAAAUCUAAAGGAGCUGAAAUUUCAGAAGAGAACUCAGAAGGUGGACUUCAUAUAGAUUUAGCUCAAAUUAUUGAAGCCUGUGAUGUAUGUCUGAAGGAAGAUGAUAAAGAUGUUGAAAGUGUGAUGAACAGCGUGGUAUCCCUCCUUUUGAUCCUGGAACCAGAGAAGCAAGAAGCUCUGAUUGAAAACCUUUGUGAAAAGCUGGUCAAAUUUCGGGAAGGUGAACGCCCAUCUCUGAGACUGCAGUUGCUAAGCAACCUUUUCCAUGGGAUGGAUAAGAAUACUCCUGUAAGAUAUACGGUAUAUUGCAGCCUCAUUAAAGUGGCAGCAUCUUGUGGGGCCAUCCAGUAUAUUCCAACUGAGCUGGAUCAAGUUAGAAAAUGGAUUUCUGACUGGAAUCUCAACACUGAAAAAAAGCAUACCCUUUUAAGGCUACUUUAUGAGGCACUUGUGGAUUGUAAGAAAAGGUAUUCAGAAUUAAUGAACCUGCUUUUGCCAAAACUUGAGAAGUUGCAACAAAAAUCUGUAAAGUCUAAAGGCUGGUCAAGUCCUUCACAGAAAGUUUGCCUACCCUUGUCUAGCCCUACACUCAACUUCGUUUCUGUGCCUGAAACACUUCUUCCGUGUAUUGUACGAGCUUUGAAAGAUCCAAAUGCAUUUCUUUUUGACCAUCUUCUUACUUUAAAACCAGUCAAGUUUUUGGAAGGCGAGCUUAUUCAUGAUCUUUUAACCAUUUUUGUGAAUGCUAAAUUGGCAUCAUAUGUCAAGUUUUAUCAGAAUAAUAAAGACUUCAUCGAUUCACUUGGACUAUUACAUGAACAGAAUAUGGCAAAAAUGAGAUUACUUACUUUUAUGGGAAUGGCUGUGGAAAAUAAAGAAAUUUCUUUUGAUACAAUGCAACAAGAACUUCAGAUUGGUGCUGAUGAUGUUGAAGCAUUUGUUAUUGAUGCAGUGAAAACAAAAAUGAUCUACUGCAAAAUUGAUCAGACCCAGAGAAAAGUGGUUGUCAGUCAUAGCACACAUCGGACAUUUGGAAAACAGCAAUGGCAACAACUAUAUGACACACUUAAUGCCUGGAAACAAAACUUGAACAAAGUGAAAAACAGCCUUUUGAGUCUUUCUGAUACCUGAAUUUUUAAGCUAAUAAAUUUUGUUCUUUUGGGGAAAAUAUCUAAAUCAUAGUAAAACAUUAUAAGCCAAAAGUUGA